AUGACUUCCCGAAGCACGUCCUUCUCCCACAGCCCGCACCGGCUCCGGCGCCCGUCCAUCAGCUCGAGGCUUUCCUUCGCCGUCUCGACUGCCGAGCAGAGCGAACAUGACGAUGAGGCCGACGGCGCCGCGCCCGCCCACCAGCAGCAGCAGCAGAUCGAGGAGGAGAUCGCCGAGAUUAAGCGCUACGAGGACUUCACCACCAUAGACUGGGUACAGGAUGCCGCCCAGGAGCAGGCGAGGAGGAAGAUGCGCCGGAGGCGGCGGGCGGGUAUGCUCGAUAACGGCCAGGCGGGAUGGAGGUACCGGCUCCGCGAGUCCUACGACGCUGCGCAGGGCUGGCUCGUCGUGACGUUGAUCGGAGUCGCUAUCGGGCUCAACGCUGCGUUCCUAAACAUCAUUACGGAAUGGCUGUCCGAUAUCAAGACGGGAUACUGUACGACGGCGUUCUACCUCAAUGAGAACUUUUGCUGCUGGGGCGAGGACAACGGCUGCGACGAGUGGCAUCGCUGGACGGGAUUCGCGCCGGCGAACUACGUCAUCUACAUCCUCUUUGGCACCAUCUUCGCCUUCACCUCGGCCACACUCGUCAAGUCGUUUGCGCCGUACGCUGCAGGGUCGGGCAUCUCCGAGAUCAAGUGUAUCAUUGCUGGGUUCGUCAUGAAGGGGUUCUUGGGUUUCUGGACGCUUCUGAUCAAGUCCGUCUGCCUGCCCCUGGCCAUCGCCUCUGGCCUGUCCGUCGGAAAAGAGGGCCCCAGUGUGCACUACGCCGUGUGCACCGGAAACGUUAUAUCGCGGAUGUUUGAAAAGUAUAGGCGCAAUGCCUCCAAGACGAGGGAGAUUCUGAGCGCCUGUGCCGCCGCUGGUGUUGCUGUUGCAUUUGGCAGUCCCAUCGGCGGAGUACUGUUCUCUCUGGAAGAGAUGUCGAAUUACUUUCCUCUCAAGACGUUGUGGCGCAGCUACUUCUGCGCUCUCGUGGCAACAGCUGUGCUUGCGGCCAUGAACCCCUUUAGGACCGGUCAACUUGUCAUGUUCCAGGUUCGCUACGACCGGUCGUGGCACUUUUUCGAGGUGGUGUUCUACAUCAUCUUGGGUAUCUUCGGCGGUCUCUAUGGCGCCUUUGUCAUGAAGUGGAACCUACGGGUGCAGGCGUUCAGGAAGAAGUACCUGACAAAGUAUGCCAUCGCGGAAGCGACCAUCCUCGCCGCUGGAACCGCCAUCAUUUGCUACCCCAACGCCUUCUUGAGGAUCGACAUGACGGAGAGCAUGGAGAUAUUGUUCCUUGAGUGCGAGGGAGCUGAGGACUACCACGGCCUAUGCGAGUCAGACAAGAGACUUUCCAACAUUCUGUCACUAGCUCUGGCUACGAUCUUGAGAGUCCUGCUCGUCAUCAUCUCUUACGGUUGCAAAGUGCCGGCCGGCAUUUUCGUUCCGUCCAUGGCCAUUGGCGCAUCGUUCGGCCGUUCGGUGGGCAUCAUUGUCCAAGCAAUCCACGAAGCCAACCCCACGAGUGCGUUCUUCGCGGCUUGCAAGCCGGACGAGCCUUGCAUCACACCCGGCACAUACGCGUUCCUAGGCGCCGCCGCAGCGCUGAGUGGCAUCAUGCACAUCACUGUGUCUGUGGUUGUUAUCAUGUUUGAGCUCACAGGCGCCCUGACGUACAUCCUCCCCACCAUGAUCGUUGUCGGGGUGACCAAGAUCGUCAGCGAGCUCUUUGGCAAGGGCGGUAUCGCUGACAGAAUGAUCUGGUUCAGUGGGUUCCCAUUUUUAGACAAUAAGGAGGAACACAACUUUGGCGUCCCCGUUUCCGAGGUUAUGCGGACGGAGAUCACAUCGUUGCCGACGAGCGGCAUGGUGUUCUCCGAGCUCGAGAAGCUUCUCAAGGAGGAUAAGUACCAAGGCUUUCCCAUCGUUGAGGACGCCACCUCCAAGAUUCUCGUCGGCUACAUCGGCCGCACGGAGCUUCGCUACGCCAUCGACCGCGUGAGGCGCGAGAGGCCCAUCAAUCCGGACGCAAGGUGCACCUUUUCGCCACCGCCGGCUGCCCUCAACUUGACCACACCGCUCACACCCACCGUGACGACGAGCUUCGACUCGAUGUCGUCCACCUCUGUCGAUUUUAGCCGGUACAUCGAUACCACUCCCGUGACCGCGCACCCGCGGCUACCUCUUGAGACGGUCAUGGAGCUCUUCCGGAAGAUCGGCCCAAGGGUCGUGCUCGUCGAGUACCACGGUCGCCUGUCGGGUCUCGUGACUGUCAAGGACUGCCUGAAGUACCAAUUCACGGCCGAGCACGCCGAGGGCCCGCGCGACGACUCUGCCCUCGCCGAGAGCCAGGAGAAGUUGUGGAGCGCGAUGCGUCGUGCCGCGGGUUGGGUGUCUGACAAAGUGUCGAUAGCGUCUGGCGGGAGGGUGCGGCUGUCGUCGUUUGACGAGCGAAGGGGCACGGCCGGAAGCGGUGGAGGUGGCGGUCGCCCGACUGGCGCGCAGAUAUUGGACGGUGAUGAGGAUGAUGUUGAUGACGGAGGCGUAGAGCUUGUGAACCGGUGA
Molecule: messenger RNA, 2550 nt
Organism: Colletotrichum spaethianum
Lineage: Eukaryota; Fungi; Ascomycota; Sordariomycetes; Glomerellales; Glomerellaceae
Product: putative choline-phosphate cytidylyltransferase
Exons: 1
Coding region: 1-2550 (849 amino acids)
Biological process (GO): intracellular iron ion homeostasis; intracellular copper ion homeostasis; chloride transport
Cellular component (GO): membrane; Golgi apparatus; early endosome
Molecular function (GO): voltage-gated chloride channel activity
Source: RefSeq, a predicted model, not a curated record